This is a messenger RNA of Hippoglossus stenolepis (Pacific halibut), 5829 nucleotides long. It is a transcript of the gene pde11a, whose product is annotated as phosphodiesterase 11a. Lineage: Eukaryota; Metazoa; Chordata; Actinopteri; Pleuronectiformes; Pleuronectidae. Gene Ontology annotation, molecular function: protein binding; 3',5'-cyclic-nucleotide phosphodiesterase activity. The transcript is spliced from 20 exons. Gene Ontology annotation, biological process: signal transduction. The coding region runs from base 424 to 3201 and encodes 925 amino acids. The record is from RefSeq and is a predicted model, not a curated record.
AGAGCCAACCACAGCCAGCGUCAUUUGCGCACAAGAAGACCCCAACGACGGUGAUGCUCGGUAGUGGCUCUGUGUUGGAUUUUUCUCAUUUGCCCUACACGAGCAUGAAUUUGCUUCCAUGUUUCUGUUUUUUUUAAUUUUUUUUACUAGAUGGGAUUUGACUGUUUUGAAUUAAGCGCACGGUGUGGAGAUGCUGUGGAGGGCUGCGCUGCUGGUGCGCAAAGGGAUUCUCCGUCCUUCUCCCCACAGAGUGGAAACUGGACAUGCAGCCGGAGCUCCGGGGGGUGUUCUCAGCGUCUGCGUCUCGGAAGUUGUGGCAUUCAAACAGUUCUCCACUUUAACCCUCAGUAAAAGCCUGGCAGAUGCGAUUUCUCUGCGCGCCUUCGUGGGUUUGGUUCACUGAGGGCCACCAGAAGAAGAGACAUGGCAGUGCCGAAUAUGGUGUUCUCCGACGUGGAAAGUUUCUUGGACUCGCAUCCCGAGUUAUUCGAGGAAUACCUGAACAGAAAGGGGAAUUAUAGCAUGGUGGAGAAAUGGCUCAAGAACCACCACCAGGCGAGCAAAAGUCCGGUGGCGGUGGCGGCUGCGGCUCCUGGCGCCGAGACGAGGGAGGACAAGAGCGGCGUGGGUAAGGACAGCAGCUGGGCGAGCAAAUGCGACGGGCUGAAGCGGAGAGCCUCGCAGAAGGAGCUGCGCAAAACUUUCGCCAGGUCCAAGGCCAUGAACGUGAACCGGACAUACGACGAGCACGUCAACUCCAGGGCCCAGGAGCCGCUGACGAGCAUGAGGAGGAGAGCUCUGCUGAGGAAGGCGAGCUCCUUGCCCCCGACCACUGCGCACAUCCUGAGCGCACUGCUGGAGUCCAGAGUCAACAUCCCCCAGUACCCGUCCACAGCCGUGGAUUUCAAAUAUUACCUCAAGGAACACAACGAGAGGGAGUUUUUCCUGGAGCUUGUAAAGGACAUAUCCAACGACCUGGAUCUAACGAGCCUCAGCUACAAAAUCCUCGUGUUUGUUUGUAUUAUGGUGGACGCGGACCGGUGCUCCUUGUUCUUGGUGGAGGGGACCGGCAACAAGAAGGCACUGGUGUCCAAAUUCUUUGACGUGCACGCAGGAACCACAGUUUUGCCCUCGAUGAAUUCUGGCGAAGUUCAGGUGCCGUGGGGGAAAGGGAUCAUUGGAUACGUGGCCGAGCACGGAGAGACCGUGAACAUCCCUGACGCUUACCAGGAUCGUCGGUUCAGUGAGGAAAUCGACAAGCUGACAGGCUAUAAAACCAGGUCGCUCCUCUGCAUGCCCAUUCACAACAGCGACGGAGAGAUCAUUGGAGUCGCUCAGGCCAUCAACAAGAACUCCUGUGGAGAACUCUUCACCGAAGAUAAUGAAAAGGUGCUGCAGAUGUACCUGCCAUUUUGUGGUAUCGCAAUCUCCAAUGCCCAACUCUUCGCAGCCUCAAGGAAGGAGUAUGACAGGAGUCGGUCACUCUUGGAGGUCGUCAAUGACCUGUUUGAGGAGCAGACUGACCUGGAGAAGAUUGUCAGGAAGAUCAUGCACCGUGCCCAGACAUUGCUAAAGUGCGAGCGCUGCUCUGUUCAAUUGCUGGAGGAUAUCGAGUCACCGGUGGUGAAGUUCACCAAGUCGUUUGAGCUGCUGUCUCCUAAGUGUAGUGCAGACACUGAAAACAGUUUUAAAGACAGUAUGGAGAAAUCCUCUUACUCAGACUGGCUCAUCAACAACAGCAUUGCGGAGCUGGUAGCCUCCACAGGACUCCCUGUGAACAUUAGCGACGCCUAUCAGGAUCCACGCUUUGAUGCUGAGGCAGACCAGUUCUCGGACUUCCACAUCCGCUCUGUGCUUUGUGUUCCGAUAUGGAACAGCAAUCACCAAAUCAUUGGUGUCGCUCAAGUUCUGAACAGGCUUGACAGGAAACCAUUUUAUGAUGCAGACCAGCGUCUCUUUGAGGCGUUUGUGAUCUUUUGUGGACUGGGCAUCAACAACACUAUCAUGUACGACCAGGUGAAGAAGUCUUGGGCCAAACAGUCCGUGGCUUUGGAUGUGCUGUCUUACCAUGCCACUUGCUCCAAGACUGAAGUUGACAAAUUCAAGGCUGCUAACAUCCCCCUGGUUUGCGAGCUGGGCAUCGACAAGCUGUCCUUUGACGAUUUCUCUCUGGACGUCGACGCCAUGAUAACAGCCGCUCUGAGGAUGUUCAUGGAGCUGGGAAUGGUGCAGAAAUUCAAGAUUGACUACGAGACGCUGUGCAGAUGGCUGCUGACUGUCAGAAAAAACUACAGAAUGGUCCUUUACCACAACUGGAGACACGCCUUCAACGUCUGCCAGUGCAUGUUUGCCAUGUUAACGACGGCGGGCUUCCAGGAGACUCUGACAGAGGUGGAGAUCUUAGCGCUUAUAGUCGGUUGUGUGUGCCACGACUUGGACCACAGGGGCACCAACAACGCUUUUCAGGCAAAGACGGGCUCAGCCCUCGCUCUGCUUUAUGGGACCUCUGCUACACUGGAGCACCACCACUUCAACCACGCUGUUAUGAUCCUGCAGAGUGAGGGUCACAACAUCUUCUCCAACCUGUCCUCCACGGAGUACGGGGACCUCAUGCAGCUGCUCAAACAGUCCAUUCUGGCCACAGACCUCACACUCUACUUUGAGAACAGAAACACGUUCUUUGAGCUGGUCAGCAAAGGAGAAUACAACUGGAAUGUAAAGGCUCAUAGAGACAUGUGCAGGUCCAUGAUGAUGACGGCGUGUGAUCUCGGUGCUGUCACUAAACCUUGGGAAAUAUCACGCAAGGUGGCAGAGUUGGUGACCAGCGAGUUCUUCGAGCAGGGCGACAGAGAGAGAUCUGAGCUGAAGCUCACACCCUCGGCCAUCUUUGAUCGGAACCGGAAGGACGAGUUGCCGGGGCUACAACUGGAGUGGAUUGACGGAAUUUGCGCGCCGCUGUACGAGACUUUGGUCAAGUUGAAUCCCAAACUCCAGCCAAUGCUCGACAUGAUCAGAGCGAACAGGGACAAAUGGGAGGAACUGAACAAGAAGAGACAACGUGGCCAGAGCGUGUCUGCGCCCUCCAGCCCGUGCAGCGUCGACGGCACAGAGACCAGCGGCUGCACCGUGGCCAAAACCGGCAGCUCACCCUGCUGCAGCGGUGGCGAUGCCGACGGCACAACAUCCAAACCUGUUAGUUAGCUUCUGUCGCCACCUGCGAGUUGAUGUCUUAGGCUUCUUUCCUCUUAAAUGCAGCCUGCAACAGAGGCAGUGCAGUGCAGUGCAUGCAGAGGUUGUUGGGCUCUGCUCCUCUUCGCUUUUGCUACUAGAGAUGAGCUUUAGACUUGAGUGCGGCGCUAUCGUAGAGGUUUUUCUGCUCCCUUCAGUCUUCCCGUGUGCUGAGGGCUGACAGAGCUGUGUUUGGCACGCUUGUCGGAGCUGCCACGAAUCAGCUGAUGACACCAUGUCAGAAAGGAAACUCAAAGCACUGUGUCAACAUGUCAACCAGUGAGCUAACUCCAACUAUUCUGGGCAUUGCACACAUUUUCUGCACAAAAAGGCAUGAAGAAUAUCGCAGAGGAACAUUCGCCUCUGCUGUGGUUGGUUUUCUCGCUCCCGGUACCUCCUUGUUGCUCACAUUUUGUCCGGGGUGACAGAGAUCUGUUUUUGUAAAUUUGUACAUAGGCAGUUGAGUUAAGUGCUGUUUGAAAAGGCUCUGGAUUGUAUGGCUGUAGAGUCUCUGAAGGAUAAAGCGGUGCAGGAACAGCAGGACCUGUGACAAUGCUUGCAAUGCAAAUUGAGUGCUCCGCCCCCCCCUUCCUGUGCCUUGUUUUAAGAUCCUAAUGGAAAUGCAUGGCCUCCUCACCUAGAUUCUUAGAUAGUAUGGAAAUCCAUGUUGAACCAUGACGUUGUGUUUCUUUUGCCGGAAUUUGUAAAACCAAUGACUGCAGUUUUGUCUCGACCCCAUGUUAGCCACAACGCACUGACAUUAUAUAUACGUAUGGAAAAUCUAUUUUGCCCAGUUUUAUAAAUGCAGGGUCUCACUUGUCACACAAACACAUACACACACAAUGUGCCUUGAUGAAGAUAUUCUGGAAUCAUAGAUAAAUAAAUUUCUACCCAUCUACUGAUUAAACACUGACAGCUCAAACAUACAGUAACACACAGUAGUUCCUAAUGCAACAGAAGUACACCAAAGUUCUCAGGAAUACACUUAGUCGCUUUCUGUUGGAGUCAGAUAAGGUCAGUCGCACUCAAAUGUGCUAACAGCCACUUAGCUUAGCAUAAAGACUGGAAAUAAAGGGAAACAGCUAGCCAGCAAAUUGUCCUUUUCACACAUUUUGUUUUAUACUUUUUAAAUAAAGUAGAUUCAACGUGUUAAUUAAUGAGCUUUAGAGGUGUUGGUAGACGGAUUCUGUUUCACAGGCCGCAAAUAAAGAUGGACGACGCAUCCCCUUUUCCUCCCACUAUUCCGAAAUGAAGCCGAAGCAUCCCGAAUGCUGCCAUCUUGCACAGAUCACGUCAUUUCAGGCCAGAGUCUGCGCAGUCUCGAUCGGCCAAUAAAGCCACAGCCACGAGGUCCCAUCCAAAAAUGGAAAUCCAAACACUUGAACAAUCAGUGUGAGAGGAAGUACCUUAAAGCAUGCAGUACCACCAGCAAUUGUGGGGGGGCACUGCAGCCAAUAGUUCAAGAGAGACAGCCAUAGGACUCGACGAAGACAUUUUAACAAAGAAUUCAUCGUCCAGGAACAUUAUCACAUACUCCUCCACCGUUUGUUGUCAGAAACUCUCCACUCUGCGCUGCCCUCUAGUGGAUGUAUGACUUAACAACCAUGCCAUUGUAAAAGACACAUGGAAGUAUGUGGGCAGUGAUGGUAACAUCGUUUGAAACGGACAAAUCUCUAUUUAUACACAUGGGCAGCAUAAACAAGCCUUAACAUGGAGGAGGCAGGGUUUAUGAUCCAUACCGCAGCCAGCCAGCAGGAGGCGAUCGAGACGCUUUGGCUUCACUUCAGGGAAGCGGUCAUGUCGUCCAUCUUUAUAUACAGUUUAUGGUUGUACAGGACCAGGCUAGUUUGCUCACUGUAGCAUUAUUCAACGGACAGAUAUGAGACUUAUAUCCCCUCGUUCAACCUUUACUCAGAAAGCGAAUAUGUGAAUUUCCUAAGACUUUUCCUUAAAUUUCUUUUUGUGUCUUUUCUCAAAGCUCCCUAAUUUAAUAGAAGACUGAAGACCUGUAGUACUGAAGUGCCCAUGUAGUCACAAACUGUUAUUUUCCUUUGAUGAUUAUUAUUCUAAGUAUUUUUUAAAUGGGGGUUUGUAUGCCUUAUGAAUUGUGUUGUACCUUUGUUAAUUGGAAUUGUGUUAAUUGGACUGUGUCAUCGUGUGGCAUGGAUCUGUGUGCUCUACUGUAUUUUAGUUGAAGAGCUGAAUUGAAGUCAACCAGAAGAAUUAUGAAUUGCAUGUUUUAUGCAGUAUUAAAUCCAACCACUUGCUAAUGUAGCAAACAUGUGAGCCGACAAAUACCUCGUACUUUGAACUUCACCAGUAAAACACACUAUCUCAUCGGGAGAAAUGCAUGACUUAAAUUCUAUUGCAUCAUGUUACGUGAAUUAUGGAUAUCGUUGUUCUAUUUUUCUAUUAGGUCUCCAGACGUGGCCGACUUCUACUCGUCUUUUUUGCAAUGUAACGUGCUUCUUGUAUUUCUUCUCCCCUCUCAGUUUGGACUCUGGAUUUAUUUACGGCGGGCUAAACUGAAGGAAUCUUUAAGGCAUGAAAAGGCAAAUGUGCAAUGUUUCUGUUCAGAGUUUAAAUAAAAAGAUGCUGCUA